AUGAACUCUACCCUGGAGCUGAACCAGAGCACAACGCCCUUCUGCUUGCUGGAUGUGGGCUACUCGCAGAUCUUCAAUACCUGUGUGCUAGAAGUGGCCGUCAUUCUGUUCCUCACCGUACUCAUCAUCUGUGGAAACCUGGUGGUGAUCUUUGUCUUCCACUGCGCACCACUCCUCAGCCAUCACACUACCAGCUCCUUCAUCCAGACCAUGGCCUAUGCUGACUUGCUGGUUGGGGUUAGCUGCCUCAUCCCCUCCCUGUCUCUGCUUCACCACCUGGAGGGCCUGGAUGACGAGCUCAUCUGCAAGGUCUUUGGCUACAUGGUGUGCGUGCUCAAGAGCGUAAGCAUGGCCUCACUUGCAUGUGUAAGCGUGGACCGCUAUGUGGCCAUUACGCGGCCGCUCUCGUAUUCCACUCUGGUGACGCCCUGCCGUCUGCGCACCUGCAUCGCCCUCAUCUGGCUCUAUUCAACCCUUAUUUUCCUGCCCUCCUUUUUUGGCUGGGGCAAACCUGGCUACCACGGCGACGUGGUCGAGUGGUGUGCUUCGUCAUGGGGCACUCAACCACUUUUCACCACCUUUAUUGUGGUGGCGCUCUAUGCCCCAGCCGCUCUCACUGUCUGCUUUACCUACGCUCACAUCUUCCGUAUCUGCCGGCAGCAUACACGGCAGAUCAGUGAACGCAGAGCCCGCUUCGGACCACAGGAAACUGAGACGGGAGAGGCAGCCUGCCCAGACAAACGCUACGCCACUGUGCUAUUUCGCAUCACCAGCGUUUUUUAUUUACUAUGGCUACCCUAUAUCAUCUACUUCCUUCUGGAGAGUGCCAGCAUCUACCGGCACCCGGCUGCUUCCUUCCUCACCACCUGGCUGGCCAUCAGCAAUAGCUUCUGUAAUUGCCUCAUCUACAGUCUGUCCAAUAGCGCCUUCCGCAAGGGCCUUAAGCGCCUCUGCUCACUCUGCCUCAAGCGUCCUAAUGACCACAAAAAGCCCCCGGGAACACCACCCGCGGUCCCCCCUGCACCAGAGCACCCAGUCUGCCAUGUGUAG
Molecule: messenger RNA, 1050 nt
Organism: Chanos chanos (milkfish)
Lineage: Eukaryota; Metazoa; Chordata; Actinopteri; Gonorynchiformes; Chanidae
Product: probable G-protein coupled receptor 21
Exons: 1
Coding region: 1-1050 (349 amino acids)
Biological process (GO): G protein-coupled receptor signaling pathway
Cellular component (GO): membrane
Molecular function (GO): G protein-coupled receptor activity
Source: RefSeq, a predicted model, not a curated record